AUGAUCUUUUAAGAUCUUUCUGAUGAAGCAAAUAAAGAUUAUUCAUGGGGAGUAUGGACAAAAUAUUCAUCUAUAUACGAGCAAAUUGGGGAUUUUAAAUUAAAAACAAAUAAAAUGCAUGUACUAUCAGAAAGAUUAGAAAAAAAAAAUUAACUAGUUUAUUUUAUAGUUUUAGAUAGAGAGGAGUUAUUUAUAUAUCAUUAACUAUUCAUUUAUUCGAACAAUAAUAUUUAGGUUAGAGAAUUGAAAGUUGAUUAAUAAUUAAUUAAAGAGAAUUGGACUUUUUUCUACUUUUGUUAUUCACAAACAUCUUAAAUUUAUAAUAUAUUUCUUUAUAUUAAUGAAGCCAGAGAAAAUGUUUAGAUGAUUUCAGGAGGACCUUUUUAGAUUGAAAAUGAUGGAUUAAAAAUUUAUUAAUUGGGUGGAAGAUCAUAAUUAAAAUAUUAAAUUUCAAUAUUUUAGGAGGAGGAGAUUAAUUUGAGUUUAUUUUCAGGGGAAAUUACAGAUAUGGACUUAAGAAUUGGGUCAUCUAAUUUUUAUGAAGAUAUCCCUACUUUUUUAGAAAAUAUAGAAGAUACUAAUUGUUAAAAAUAAUAUUGUACAAAUCAAAUAAUAAGAGAAUUAAUAAUAGGAAAACAAUUCUUUAGAGACCAAAAGAAAAUUUCAGUAUCUUAUUUAGAUUCAAAGUUUAUGAUUUAUGGUUGGGUGAAAUUAUAAGAGUUAGAAAAUGUAAAAUAUGGAUAUAUUAAUUAGUUAUCAACAGUGACAUCAGUUCUAAUGAGAGCUAGCUUAAGAAAGACAUAUUUUGAUGAUUUAUAUCAAGGGGAUAAAGCUAUAUAUUGGGAAUAUUUAUAAAGUAAUUAAAAUAAUGAAUAAAAUGGAUUUACUUUUACAACCUAUCAUAAUGAUCCUUAAAAACCUUUAUCAACUUAUUAAUCUCUUGAUAGUGAUUCAUGGGUAGUAAGAGGAUAAUAUUAUUAAUAAGCCAUUACUUUUUGGCAUUGGUUUGUCUAUUAAGAAGGAGUUGAUGAAUAAAAUAAUAUUAAGUUAUCAAUUUAUUUUGGUUCAAAUCAAUAAAUGAAAACAUUUAAAAUGAGCUAAAAUCAUUUUGAGAAAUCUUCACUACAUUUCACAAUUGGUGGGGAUAAAUUUAAUAAAAAUUUUAGAGGUGAAAUUCGGAAUUUAGCUAUUUAAUAUUGUUACAGAAUCGAUACUCUUAAAACUAAAAGUAAAUAAUUUUAUUAAUAUCAGUUUGUCAUUAUAGUUGUAAAAACUGCUUUGGACCUGAAAAAAGCUAAUGUCUUGAAUGUGAUAAUUCAGCAAGAACUUUUAUUAAAGGGGAAUGUAAAUGUUAAGAAGGAUUUAUUGAUAAUAAGGACAAAGGAUGUUAAUGUAAUUAUCUAUUAUUAAAAGAAUAGCUAUUGCAUCAUUAAUUAAAAUUGAAAUAUAAGAAGCUAAAUUUAUAGAUUUAACUGACUGUAAAUUAGGAGAAUUUUUCGUAUCCCUUUUAGGUAAAUAUUAUUGUUUACCAUGUCCUGGAUAAUAUACUUCUUGGAGUUUGAACUGUGUUGAAUGUAUAUCUGAUCCAAAACAUUGGUAUUUAAAUCCAAUUUGUAAAAGUGAUUACUUUUAACCGUAAUAAGAUAAAAGUGAUUAUGUUUUUUUAGAAAUACCACGCAAUUUAAUUGAUUAUCAAUACUAUUUGAUUAAUUUACUAGAUGUUUCUGAAAAACCAAAUGUAGAACUUUGUUAAGGAUGCUUGGAAUAAACCUUUGAUAAUUUUAAUUUUAUUGAAAACUAUUAAUUGAAUGUGUUAUCCAGAUUUGCAUGUAAAACUUGUUAUUCUAUAAUUAAUGCUUAAUGCAUUAAUAUUAAUUAAAACUGCUUUAGUUGUGAUUCCUAUUUUUAAUGUUAGAAAUGUUUCGAAAAUUUUACUUUGUUUGAUGGUCACUGUUAUUAAUGCCCUCACUACUGUCCUAAUUGUAAAUUUAAUGAGACAGGAAUCUAUUGUUAAAGUUGCAUUUCUGGUUAUUUUUUUAAUUCAACCAUAGAAUAAUGCAUUUAAUGUGGUUAGUAUUGCUCUGUGUGUAUCUAUAAUUAAAACAUACCUUAUUUAUAAUGUGUAAAAUGUAUUGAUGAAAAAUAAUAUUUCAGAUCUGCAGAUAGAUAAAUGUGUCGAAAAAAAAAUUUAGAGAAUUGUGUCAUUCAAGCAGAAGAAUAUGUUGAUGAUGAACACACUAAUUUUACAGAUAAAGAUUUAGAUUAUCCUUAUGGAUCGACAAUCGAUAUUGAAUCCAAUUUACCAUCUUAAGAUACAUUUUAAGUUUGUAUUUUAUGUGAGGAUAAAUAUGUUAAUAAAUUAAUCGUGGUUUCCUCAAAUGAAUGUGUUCAUGCAAGUGAUACAAGCAAACUACCAGAUUUAAAUGAAGAACUCAGAAAUAAAGUCUUAGCUUCAGAAAAUUAUUCAUAUUAAUUGGCAUUUUCCGAUAAGUCUAGUCUAGAAACAAAGUAUACAGUAAUUUAUGGCGAACCAACUAAAAUACUGAUAUCUAAUUUUUCUAAUACAUCGUCUCAAAUUUUAUAUAACUUUAGCAGCGUUGUACUUUGUAUAAAUUAUCAGUACGAUGAUCCUUUACUAUAAUGUUCAGACCCUCAUUGUAUAGACUGCAUAAAAAAUUUUGUUUUAACAUAAGAGUUUUGUGUGAAAUGUCAAAAUGGAUACUAUGCAAGUUCUAUUACAGGUCUUUGCUACUUAUGCUAAGAUGAUUGUUAAGAAUGCCUAUUAUAACAUCAAAUUUAUAAGGAUGCAUGGAAAUGGUAAAUAAUACCAUAUUAUCAGUUCAGAAACAAUUUAUUUUAUAGUUUCCAUAAUUACAAUUUGUAUUGUGUUUCGACUGAUAACUCAAAGUAUGAAUAAAUAUGUACAAAAUGCAAAGGUAAAGAUGCUUUAUAUGAUGGUAAAUGUUAUAAAGAUUGUAAUUGUGAAGAAUGUAUAUUCCAAAAUGGUUAAAAUAAAUGUUUAAGAUGCAAAGAGUCUAAAACUUAUAUUAAUGGUGAAUGUGUUUUAUGUCCUAAUUAUUGUGAUGUAUGUAAAUAAUUAACAAGUUAAGAAAUUAAUUAAAUUAAUCCUUAUUUUGACCCUGAUAAUUUAUCAUUAAUAAGAUUUGCUAAAUAAUGUUUGUAAUAAUCAAAUAUUCCUCCUGCUAAUGGUUUUNAAAACAUACCUUAUUUAUAAUGUGUAAAAUGUAUUGAUGAAAAAUAAUAUUUCAGAUCUGCAGAUAGAUAAAUGUGUCGAAAAAAAAAUUUAGAGAAUUGUGUCAUUCAAGCAGAAGAAUAUGUUGAUGAUGAACACACUAAUUUUACAGAUAAAGAUUUAGAUUAUCCUUAUGGAUCGACAAUCGAUAUUGAAUCCAAUUUACCAUCUUAAGAUACAUUUUAAGUUUGUAUUUUAUGUGAGGAUAAAUAUGUUAAUAAAUUAAUCGUGGUUUCCUCAAAUGAAUGUGUUCAUGCAAGUGAUACAAGCAAACUACCAGAUUUAAAUGAAGAACUCAGAAAUAAAGUCUUAGCUUCAGAAAAUUAUUCAUAUUAAUUGGCAUUUUCCGAUAAGUCUAGUCUAGAAACAAAGUAUACAGUAAUUUAUGGCGAACCAACUAAAAUACUGAUAUCUAAUUUUUCUAAUACAUCGUCUCAAAUUUUAUAUAACUUUAGCAGCGUUGUACUUUGUAUAAAUUAUCAGUACGAUGAUCCUUUACUAUAAUGUUCAGACCCUCAUUGUAUAGACUGCAUAAAAAAUUUUGUUUUAACAUAAGAGUUUUGUGUGAAAUGUCAAAAUGGAUACUAUGCAAGUUCUAUUACAGGUCUUUGCUACUUAUGCUAAGAUGAUUGUUAAGAAUGCCUAUUAUAACAUCAAAUUUAUAAGGAUGCAUGGAAAUGGUAAAUAAUACCAUAUUAUCAGUUCAGAAACAAUUUAUUUUAUAGUUUCCAUAAUUACAAUUUGUAUUGUGUUUCGACUGAUAACUCAAAGUAUGAAUAAAUAUGUACAAAAUGCAAAGGUAAAGAUGCUUUAUAUGAUGGUAAAUGUUAUAAAGAUUGUAAUUGUGAAGAAUGUAUAUUCCAAAAUGGUUAAAAUAAAUGUUUAAGAUGCAAAGAGUCUAAAACUUAUAUUAAUGGUGAAUGUGUUUUAUGUCCUAAUUAUUGUGAUGUAUGUAAAUAAUUAACAAGUUAAGAAAUUAAUUAAAUUAAUCCUUAUUUUGACCCUGAUAAUUUAUCAUUAAUAAGAUUUGCUAAAUAAUGUUUGUAAUAAUCAAAUAUUCCUCCUGCUAAUGGUUUUAUAUAUCAUGAUGCUAGUUUAGGAUUAGAAGUGAAUUGUUUGAAUGAUGAAAAGCAACCAUGUUAUAAAUUUGCAGAAAAAUCUCUUAAUGUAUAUUGCGAUGAUGAGAAAUUUUAUUCAGAUUAUUCUUUGCUUUUAGAUUAAAAUGAUCAAUUUUAAUUCUUAGAUUAAAACAUUCGUUUAAAUGAAAUUUUUUCUUCAUAAUCUUCAUCCCAUUUUUCUCAUUAAGAAAUUGACCUCUUAAUAGAAUAAUUUAAUGAUUAAAGUGUUAAAUUAAUGAGAUACAUUCUAAAAAUUAAAUAAAACUCUGGACUAUGCAAAAUUGAGAAAAAUGCAUUUGUUUAUUCAAAAUUAAGGAAAAAUGUUUUUAUGCUUUAAUAUUUGGAACUAACAUUAGAAUCUUCUCUUGAUAUUCCAAUUUAUUUUGGAAACAAUGUUACGUUUCAAGAAUUUACUUCAAUCACUUUAAAAAAUAUACUUCUGGAUUCACAUUUAGGAACAGUACAGAUUUUCUGCUAAAAUCUUUAAGAUAUUAAAUUCACUUUAAAUAAUUUUAUUGUAAUAAAUGGUGAUAAUUUAUAACUACAAUUUGUCAUACAAAACCCAAAUGAAAUAAAUCUUAAUCGAGUAACUUUGAAAAAUACAAAAUUUGUAAAUAUUAAUGGAUUUGUAAGCUAUUUUUUUACUAAACCAAAAUUAGUUCAAUAACUAGUUAUAUCGAUUAAUGACUUUUUUAUUUAAAAUUCUUAGUUAUUAAAUACACAUAUUAUAAUUUAAAUCUUAAAUACUAACUAUGGAAAUCAGAUAUUAAAAAUAAAUAAUUUAAAAUCUUUAAAUAAUAAUUAUACUCAUUCUUAAUUAAUAUAUACAAGUUUUUUAAAUUAAAUUAGACAAUCUGAAAUUAUCAUUUAAAACUUUAUUUCAGAAUCUGACUAAUAAAGUGAAUCGAGCUUUUUUAUCUUAAAUGGUGCUUUAAGUGUAAUUAUGAAUAACACAAUAAUUAAGAACGGAAAAUAUCAUAAAUAAGCAACUUUAUUUAAAUUACCUUUAUUCAAGAUAUAUUAUUUAAAUAUCACAAACAAUACCUUCUUAAGUUUUGAUAAUUGCGUUCUCACCAAUAUUUUAGAUUCCUUAUAUGCUGAUAACAUAUUAGAAAAUACAUUAAUUUUAAACAAUAUCUAUUUUACAAGAAAUAUUUAUGUAGGAAGUAAUGCCUUUUUCUAAUUAAUAAGCAGCAAUAAUUUUUAAAAUUUGAACAUUGAAAUUGAUUAAUUGUACUUAGAUUCAAAUUAAUUUGAAACUUUAGGAAUAAUUGAUGGCCCAAUAAUUGCAUCUAAUGCCUCAAUUUAUUUAGAUGCUAAAAGAUUAACCUUAAAAAAUACUCAGAUUAUUCGCUCCUUUAAUUUACCGGAGUUUUCAAUAAAUAAUGCAGAUUUAGUUGAAGUUUCUACUUUCAAUAUAACUUUAAGUACUCGUUAUUUAUUUAAGCCUAUCCAUUCAUAAUAAUCUUGCUUAAAUACAAGUAUAGAAAAUGGAUAUGGAAGCGUUAUUUUAUUUUACAAUAUUAAAAAACUUCUAUUUAAAAAGGCACUAUUGAAAAAUUUAAUUACAACAAAUUCUCCUUUAAUUAUCAUAAAAUCUAUAGAGAGAACAAACUUUAGAGUCUAAGAAUCUAUUAGUAUUAUUGAUCAUAUUUAUCUUAACAACAGUUUAAUUACAACAAGAUUAUCUGAAGAAGUAGCUAUUUUAAGUAUUGUUUCUUAAUAAGAACAAACUAUAAAUUUAAAUGGUAUAAUUGCUAAAAAUAAUAUGUUACAUUGUUAUUAAGAAGAUCAAAAACUUAGAUCAUCCUCGACAAUUCUAGUAGUCACUCCGUAUUCACUAUAACUAUAAAAGAUUCAGUUUUUUCUGAAAAUAUUGCAACAGCUAGUCUUGGUUCAAAUUUAAUUAUUUUUAGCAGAUCAUUAACGAUAUCAAAUACAGAAUUUUAUGAAUAGAAUAUCUUGAAAUUUGGAAAUCUGAAAGAUAAAUUAAUUUGGGGUUAUUUAGAAGAUGAAUAAAUAUUCUUUGAACAUUUAUAAAAUGAAUUUCCAAUAAAAUCAAAAGGAGGAAACGGAUUCUUAUCUGCUGAAGAAAUUUAUUUAUUAAAUAUUACGACUAAUAAUUCAAUGGCAUUGCAAGGUGGUUCAUUUUAUUUAUUUACUGUUUCAAAUGGAAUUGUUAAAAUUUAAAAUUCAAAUUUUAUUUAAAGUUAGUCUAAUUUAUUGUUUCACGAUAAAUCAUAAGGUGGAACAUUAUUUAUAGAUGCAUCUUAAUCUAUGUUAAAUUUUUAACUAACUAAUUGUUUGAUUUAUGGAAGCUCAAGUAGAAAAGAAGGAGGAGUAAUUUUUAUUGAACCUUCUAGAAAUUAAAAUGAAAUAAUUUUUAAUUAGAAUAUUGUAUAAGAAAUCUAUUCUCUCUAUCAUCCUUUUCUAAAACUACCAAUUUAAUUCACUAGUAGGGCAUUAAUACUUAAUAUUAAGAUAAUUAAAACUUAUAUUUCUAAUUCUGAAUAAGGAUAUCUUUUAUUUUAUGGGUAGCUACGCGGAUUAAGUUAAAAAGAAAUUUCAAAUGCUUUCCAAAACUUCUUAAUAUCAAUUGAAGGCGGCACAAUAAUUUUAGAAGAUGUUUAUUUUAGUAAUAUCUUUUAAUUUGGAAUUAUGAAUGUUAAAAAUGCUCAUUAAAUUUUAAUGACUAAUGUUACUGUAUCAUUUAUAACAUUAAUAAAUGAUAAUUUGAUUCAUAUUAACUAAAAUACAAGUAUAUUCUACUAAUAAUAAUUUAGAAUACGAGACUUCCAUUAAAUUUACCAAUGUCUAAUUCGAAUCAAUUAAGGAAUAUCCAAUACCUUUAUCCAAUCCUGAAAUACUAUUAUCUUCAUUAGAAGUGAAAAUCAAUAAAUGUUUAAAAAAUUCUAAGGCUCCUGAAGAAAUUAAAGAAUUUUAUGAUUCGAAGUAAUUAGAAGUCCAAUCAAAUUACAAUUUUUACAGUAUUUUAAAAGUGAAAAAAAAUUCUUAAUUUAUAAUUGGAAUUGAUUCAGUUUCAAGUAAUCAUAAAUUGUUUUUUAAUGAAUUAAAGUUACAUUCUAUUAAUUGUCAAAGUUGUAAUGGAGGAAUUUUUUAAAUAACAAACAUAGAAGGAGGAAAUUAAAACUAAAAUUUAAUUUAAUUUAAAUAUUUAAAUUUGUUCAAUAAUAAAUGUGGAUUAUUAGGUUGUAUCCUUUUAUGUAGUUAAGAUAAGAAAUCAAUAAAAUUGUUUUCAUAUAAAGUAAAUAAUAAUAGGCUAUUGGCAGACACUUCAUAAUUGAGUGAAUUAACUAUUUUUCCAAUAAAAGUUGAAGAAGGUAAAUUUUAUAACAAUGAAGCUUCAUUUGGAGGAGCCUUAAUAAUAUCAGGAGUUAGUUGUCUAAUUAACAAUUGCUAAUUUACUAAUAAUACUGCCAAUAUUUCAGGGGGAAGUAUUUAUUUUGAUUACAAAAUGAAUUCAUAAUUUUUAAUUUUUAAUUCAAUUUUUGCAAGCAAUAAAGCAAAAAUUGGUGGAGCUAUCUUCAUUGGGAAUUACUCUCUGAAUUCUCCAAAAAUUUUGAACAAUACCUUUUCAAAUAAUAAAGCAUUCAUUUUUGGAAGGAAUCUUGCAGAUUAACCAAUAAAAUUAGUAUUACAAGUUAGAUAAAAUAUAAUUGAAACUUUUAAUGUAGUCUAAGAUUUAAAUAAUAUAACAGAUAUGAUAAAAGUUACUUAAUAUUAUAUUGGCGAUUUUAAGCAUGAUUAUAUAAUGAUUCCAAGUGGAUAAUCGAUAGGGAAUUAUUAAAUUUUUGAUGAAAAAGAAUAAUAAUUUAUUCCUUAUAAUUUUACUUUUAGAAUACUACCAAUAAACAAAGAAAAUGAUUAAGUUUAGGCAUUAUAUGGUAGUAAAUGCAGUAUAAGAGGGAGAUAAGUAAUAAAUAAUACAAAAGGGGAUUUUAAUUAAAAUUAUAUUAGUCUUACAGAGAUUAUUUAUAACUCAAGUAGUCAAGAUUACAAUUUGGAUGAGUUGAUUAUAACAUUUGAUCCAGAUUUAAAUAAUUAAGGAUAUCUUUAAUUAGAAAUAAUGUGUGAUUCAAUAAAAAUACCAUAAUUUUUUGAAGAUCCUCCAUAUUUAUUGAAAAAUUAUUUUACAAAUUAUAGAUUAUGGAUAGAUUUACAAACAUUUUAAUGUUAAAGAGGUGAAUAUAAGACAGAUGAUGGUAAAUGUAAAUUAUGUGAGUCUUCAUAAGAUUAAUACACUAUUAUAGCAGGUUAACGAUGUAAAAUAAAAGAUUAAAUUAAAAUGGAAAAUGUUACUCCAGCAAGAAUAAAGUUAAGGCCUGAAUAUUGGAGACCAUCAGAAAGUAAUGAGAUUAUUGAAUAUUGCAUAAAUCUACCUGAAAAUUGUAUUGGAGGUUGGAAUCCUGGAGAUGACCUUUGUAAUUAUGCACAUAUUGGAGCACUUUGUGAAUAGUGUGAUAUUUAUAAUGUAAGAGGAUAUGGUCAAUAUUCGGUUAUAACAUAAUAUUAGUGUGGUAGUUGUUAAGAUGUUGAUGAUAAUACUAUCAAGAUCAUUUUAAUUAGUUUAUGGACAAUGAUUUCAAUAUUCUUAUCUGUAAGAGGCACAAUUUAAGGAGUCGAAAAAAUGGUUGCAUAAUAUAAACUGAAUAGAUUUAAAUCAUAUUAAUAUGAUUAAAAAGCAGGAUAUGGAGGAGUAUUAAUUAAAGUUCUUACAAAUUAUCUCUAAAUUAUAGGUGCUGUUACUCUAUUUUAACUUGAAUUGCCUAGUGCUCUUCAAUCUUCUAUGAGAUCAGUUGGAAAUCCUGUUGAAGCCAUGAGUUAUUCAUUAGAUUGCUUUUUAGCAACUUUUACAGAUAUAGAUAUUAUAUAUUUUAGAAUGAUAUGGGCUUUAAUAAUGCCUCUGUUUUACAUUUUAGCAUUUGCUCUUAUAUAUUUUAUAGCUGUUGUGCUAAAUAUUACUUCAUCAAAUAAAAGUGCUAUUACUACUACUGCCAUUUAUUUAUUUACCUACUUAUAACCAACCUUAUUAGGUGGAUUCAUAUCAUUAUUAUCUUUUCGUCGUAUUUCUGAUAUUUACUGGAUUCAAGGAAAUGUUGCUUAUUAAUAUAGCACUUUACAGCAUUUUAAAUGGGUUACAGGGUUUGUUCUUCCGUCCACUUUAAUUUUAGCAAUUUUCAUUCCUAUUUAUAUGUUUCUUAGUUUGUAUUUCUAAAGAUUUUAAUUAGAAAAAGAGAAUACAAGAAAAAAUUGGGGUUAUUUAUAUAAUGAAUAUUAACAUAAAGCAUAUUAUUGGGAAAUAAUCAAAAUUUUUUAGAAAGGAUUGAUGAUCAUUUUUUUAACUUUUUAUGAAGAUUUUAUUAUUAUUAAAGGUUCAUUAAUAUUUAUGAUUGUUUUUAUUUAUAAAAUAUUAACUAAGUAAAUUAGACCUUUUAAAUUGCCAUAUUUAAAUCUAUUAGAUGAAGCCUAAACUAUGAUUUGUGGAACAUCUAUUGUUAUAGGAAUGACCAUUUAUUAAGCCAAUAAAUCAGAUAACUAAGAAAUUAUCUGGCCAUUUUAUAUUCUCUUAAUUAUUAUUAAUGCCAUCUUUAUUAUUAUUAUUGUUUGGGAAAUCUUAUGGGCUUAAAUAGAAGACCAUUAAGACAAACUCGACAAGUUUAGAGAUAAAAUUAAUAAUAAAUAUCCUUUCUUAAAAAAUUAAAAUUUCUUAUUGCGUAGACUUUUAAGAAAUAGAAGUGAAUAAUAACAAAGAGUGAAAAUAAGAUAUAUGAAAAUAAAGAAUUAUUUGAUGAGGAUCGUCCGUCAACAUCCUGGGUUUUAUUAACAACAAACAGUUGCACCAAUCAAUAAAUAAAGCAACACUUUUUAAACUUCUGAGUUUUCUUUCUAUCGUACUCCUGUAUAGAUUGAAAAUAAUAGUGUUUAAAAUUACCCUGGCUAUCCGAUAACAUCAAAUAAAAUAUAUCCAGCUUUAGAUAUAAUGUCAUAAGAUAAUAGUAUUUCCAAAUAAUAACAAUAACAAUAGCCAUAAAAAUAAUAAUAAUAAUUAGAAUAACAAUAAGAAUAAUAAUAAGAUAAUAUUUGA
Paramecium sonneborni is the source of this 10477-nucleotide messenger RNA. Lineage: Eukaryota; Ciliophora; Oligohymenophorea; Peniculida; Parameciidae. The record is from the annotation of a GenBank genome assembly.